GCUUAGGAUCCUAACCUUAGGUAGGCCAAUAAGGCCAAUAAGGCGCUAAAAGUAUGUGUCGCAAAGAUGCAAGUUACAUCAUCUGCUGCCCAUCCUGCCGCCCCACCAAGCACAUGUACCAUGCAGCAUGUACGUAUGUACGCAGGCAGUCGCAGACCAGCAAGGCAUAGGGACAUAACUAGCAUAUAUCGUACAGAGAAAGGACGAUUUAACAAAUAUUUAAACUAUUGCUAACGUCCCACCAAAUCCGAGUAACGUACUCUAACUCUAAUCUCCCCAUCUAAUUAUUCCAUAUUCAAAUCCAAAAUCAAUCUUCUUUUCGCAACACCCUACUUCUUCUACCUUCCACAAUGACGACUUUCAAGAGUACCCCGCUAUACGGAGGAGCUCUCAUCUGCGACCUCCCAGCUAGCUUCGCCGACGUGAGUCUUAUAAGACAAGUUCCCGACCACCAAGAAGCAUAUAUCGACAAAGAUGGCUUCACCAGCAUCAUCUUCGAUAUCAACGAGCGCGUUGGCGGCCCGGGCAGCGGCCCAGAGAUAGACGGUCGCGCCUUGACCACGCACCUUGAGGAACUUGUUGGAGAAGACCUCGAGAACGUCAAGGUCUGGAAUACCACACCCACUGUGUUCUCCCGCCUAGACGACGAGAUCCCCGCUUAUACGCUGAUCGCAACACACACGACGCAAAAGCCCGAUAAGCACACGGACGAUAAGCCCCAGCGGCCGGUCAGCAAGACGGACUUCACGGCUAUCAUCUUGACGCUGGUACGGCUAGAGCGCGAGAAGACGGACCUACUUAUCACUAUCAACGUACCGCAUAUCCGCGGCGAGUACGACGAGGAUGACGUCGACCUUCAGCUCGGCAAGCAGGGCAAGCUCAUCGGCGACGCCGUCGAUUACGCCGCUAAGAUCUGGGAGACUUUCAAAGUUAAGGACUGGGGUCUCUUCAACGAGGUCUAAGCGGCGAAAAAAAAGUUGGGAAAUAAUGGGAUUUGUGAUGGGAUAUACUACAUUACCAACGGGAGUGUAGAAAUACCUAGCGUUGUCAUGCGACUAACCGGGUUUAAAUUAGAAAGAGUAGGAAUCACAAGAAGGGAAGAGCAUGACGAGACUUUGCUAGGGGAAAUUUCAAUGGAUGCCAUUUCCUUUGUUUGUCCAUGUCCCGCAGCCUCUCUGGGCUUCGGCUUUGAUACGAAUCACGAACGAGUACUUAUGGAUAGGGAAGGACUAGCAUGCAUAUUCGGCGGUAGGAAUGUUAAAGAAAUGGAUAUGGAUAUGACAUAUGAACCAUUGCUUUAGGUAGAUAGGGAGGGGUUUUAGUCUCGCGUUCGGUACCUACCUAGGGAGUUAUGUAGCCUAGAUAGUAUCCCAAUUACCCUACGACUAG
Molecule: messenger RNA, 1389 nt
Organism: Daldinia loculata
Lineage: Eukaryota; Fungi; Ascomycota; Sordariomycetes; Xylariales; Hypoxylaceae
Product: Mog1p/PsbP-like protein
Exons: 3
Coding region: 351-962 (203 amino acids)
Biological process (GO): protein import into nucleus
Cellular component (GO): nucleus
Molecular function (GO): small GTPase binding; guanyl-nucleotide exchange factor activity
Source: RefSeq, a predicted model, not a curated record